This is a messenger RNA of Suillus subalutaceus, 4290 nucleotides long. RefSeq names its product ABC protein. The transcript is spliced from 37 exons. NCBI's taxonomy places the organism in Eukaryota, Fungi, Basidiomycota, Agaricomycetes, Boletales, Suillaceae. The record is from RefSeq and is a predicted model, not a curated record. The annotation marks the transcript as partial. Gene Ontology annotation, cellular component: membrane. Gene Ontology annotation, molecular function: ATP binding; ATP hydrolysis activity; ABC-type transporter activity. Gene Ontology annotation, biological process: transmembrane transport.
CAGCUCGAUACUGGUGAGGGGCAUACCAACUUUCGUCAAAAAUGGUGGCAGUUGUGGUUACCUAAAGACCCGCCACCUCCAGCUCCUCCGUCUCUGGAGGAUGCAGUGCUGACACCUUUGGCCAAUGCUUCCAUUUUCUCUCAGCUCACAUACACCUGGGUAACCGAUAUAAUCGUUCUUGGAUAUCAACGCACGUUACAAGCGUCUGAUCUAUACAAACUGGACACAUCCCGAGAGUCAGCCAUCCUUGCCCCUAAACUUGAAGCUGCAUGGCAGCGGCGUGUUAGGGCAGCAGCCGACUGGAAUGCACGUCUUGAAAGCGGAGAACUCAGGCCAUCUCUCUUCAAGCGCACCGGCUGGGCCUUGAGUGCAAUUUCCAGGAAACAAGGCACGACUUGGUCUGAGCGACGUGCAGCGUUUCAGAAAUAUUGGCAAGAAUCCGCAGGGCGGAAAGAGGCCAGUCUUACUUGGGCUUUGAACGAUGUCUUUCUUAGUAUGUUCUGGAUCGGAGGUGCAUUAAAGGCAUGUGUCUUUGGCGAUACGGCACAACUCAUGGGCCCAAUAAUCCUUCGGCAUAUCAUCGUUUUUGCAGAGGAGCGUUCCGCCGCAAUCAUUGCCGGAGAACCUGUUCCAAAUAUCGGUCGUGGUAUCGCCAUGGCUGUUGGGCUCUUUGCGCUCACAUUGUCGUCUAGCAUCUGCAGCCACCAGUUCUUUUGGCGUUCAAUGGCAGUGGGCGUGCUGGCUAGAGCCGCACUGAUAACGUGCAUUUACGAGCGUGGAGUGAACCUCACAGGCAAAGCGCGUGUGAAACAUGACAACGCCACGCUGGUCAACCAUAUUUCCACAGACGUGAGCAGGAUUAAUGCAGCUGCUCAGUGGUUUAUGACUUACUGUUCUCAAGCCUGGAUCGCGCCUAUUCAAAUCAUGGUUUGCUUAACCAUUCUUUUAACCCAGCUCGGGCUGUCUGCGCUCGCUGGUUUCUCGCUAUUCGUCCUCAUCAUUCCACUUCAACAGCGGCUAAUGGCACUGCAGUACCGUAUUCGCUUAGGGUCGAUGAAAUGGACUGAUCAACGAGCCAAGGUCCUGUUAGAGGUACUCGGGGCCAUACGCGUUGUCAAGUACUUCUCAUACGAGAUCCCAUUCCUUCAAAAAAUAUUCGAGCUUCGAAAGAAUGAACUGCGUGGCAUCCGAUGGAUUCUUCACUCGAAUUCUGUGAACUUGGCGCUCGCUUCUUCGCUCCCAAUCCUUGCUGCUACACUAGCUUUUGUCACGUACACCUUUACAGCGCACAACUUCGACGCUGCCGUCAUAUUCAGUUCGCUGAGUUUGUUCCAGCUUCUCCGGCAACCAAUACUCUUCAUGCCUCGUGCUCUAUCGGGUAUCCCUGAUGCAUCUAGCGCGAUUCAGCGGCUCACGCACCUGUUCCACGCAGAGCUUAUUUCUGGAGAUACGCUUGUGAUCGACAAGGACCAAGAACCCGCGCUUCUGGUGAAGAACGCGACGUUUGAGUGGGAGUCGUUCGCGAAGGAUUCUGGUGAUGAUUUGAGCUCGAAUGGCGUACCCGGCGACGGCAGUCCACCGAAGGGCAAGGACAGGAGCGUGAAGGAGGACAUGGCGAAGGAAAAACCCGCUCCUGGAAAAGAAGCCUCUCUCUUUAAGGUAAAGAAUGUGACCAUGACCAUCCAACGAGGCCAGCUCGUCGCUGUAGUUGGACCUGUCGGAAGCGGCAAGUCCAGUUUAUUGCAAGGUCUAAUAGGAGAGAUGAGGAAGGUCUCCGGACAUGUCUCGUUUGGCGGGCGCAUUGGUUAUUGUCCACAGACCGCAUGGAUUCAGAAUGCUACGUUGCGUGAUAAUAUCACUUUUGGCCAACGAUUCGAGGAAGACAGAUACUGGCGCAUUGUUAAGAUCGCUUGUCUACUUCCUGAUCUCCAACUGCUCCCAGAUGGGGAUUUGACUGAGAUCGGAGAAAAGGGGAUCAAUCUCAGUGGUGGCCAAAAGCAGAGAGUCAACCUUGCUCGUGCUCUGUACUUUGACCCUGAAGUUGCCAUCCUUGAUGACCCGCUCUCAGCAGUGGAUGCUCACGUCGGAAAAUUCUUAUUCCAAGAUGCCAUCGUUGGUGCCCUGCGAAAUCGCGGCAUUACCGUCAUUCUGGUCACGCAUGCGAUCCACUUCCUCUCUCAAGUAGAUUACAUCUAUACGCUGAACAACGGCGUCAUUACGGAGAGCGGGACCUACGAAGAAUUAAUCUCCCGCGGUGGUGACUUUGCGCGUUUGGACCUGGAGUUCGGUGGUCAUGUGUCGGAGGAGAAUGAUGAAGGCCAGGCCAAGGAAGUCACUCCGCAUACAGGUAUUACCAUCGAGGAUGUGAAGUUGAAGUCGGAACGAGCCAGAAAAAAGGCUACUGGCAGUGGUAAAAUCGAAGGUCGCUUGAUCGUCAAAGAGAGGCGUUCGACGGGAUCUGUGCACUGGGGGGUGUACUGGACCUAUUUGGUUGCGGGACGCAUUUCAAUAAUAGGUCCUCUACUUCUUUUCUUCGUCCUUGCGAUGCAGGGAAGCCUAAUCUUGAACUCGUACGUGCUAGUUUGGUGGGAGAACAAUAAAUUCGAGCGACCAAACUCGUUCUAUCAGACGCUGUAUGGCUGUCUAGGGGUUGCUCAAGCGAUCUUCACAUUCUUUCUCUGUGUCGGAAUGGACAUCAUUUCCUUUUAUGCGUCUCAAAACCUGCACCACAGGUCCGUUCGUAAAGUCUUUCAUGCACCAAUGUCCUUUUUCGACACAUCACCUAUGGGCCGAAUCUUGGGCAUUUUUGGCAAAGAUAUUGACAGUCAGCAUCUCACUAAUUUGUACUAUUUGUCUAUAUGCUGUCCAGCCUUGUGGGCUCUAUCACCAUCGUUUUCUAUCCUUGAACCGUACUUUGUUAUUUUUGUGUUCCUCGCUGCUCUUGGUUAUGGCUACUUCGCUGCGUUCUAUCGAGCCGGUGCUCGCGAGGUUAAACGCCUGGACUCUAUGCUCCGCUCUCUUCUGUAUGCCCACUUUUCGGAGACUUUGACAGGACUUCCUACCAUCCGGAGCUACGGAGAGAUGAAGCGGUUCAUUGCCGCCAAUAGAUACUACGUUGACCUGGAGGACAGAGCUCUAUACCUCGUGAUUACGAACCAGAGGCAAGUAACCCUAUACAUAUCUUGGCGAUGGCUUGCAGUAAGGUUGGACUUCAUGGGAGGCAUAUUAGUCUUCUUUGUUGCUCUUUUAGCGGUAAUCGACGUCUCCGGGAUAAACGCAGCUCAGAUAGGGUUGGUACUGACAUAUACCACCUUGCUGGCACAAACGUGUACUCAGUUAACCAGACAAUCAGCAGACGUCGAGAAUAACAUGAAUGCAGUGGAACGAUUGGUACAGUACGUCGCAGGGGACACGGUACCUCAAGAGGCUCCGCAUGAGAUUGAAGAACGAAAGCCCCCAGCGCAAUGGCCUGAACAUGGUGCGGUCGAAUUCAAUGAUGUUAAAAUGGCAUAUCGGCCGGGCCUUCCCAACGUAUUGAGGGGAAUUUCGGUGAAGGUCAGGGGAGGCGAAAAGAUAGGUGUUGUGGGAAGGACUGGUGCUGGAAAAUCUUCAUUGAUGCUCGCACUGUUUCGAAUUGUUGAGUUGUCUAGCGGUUCAAUCACUAUCGAUGGUGUCGAUAUAUCUACAAUUGGUCUUAAAGAUCUUCGCUCCAAGAUUUCUAUUAUCCCACAAGAUCCUCUUCUAUUUAGCGGGACCAUGCGCUCCAACCUAGAUCCAUUCUCCCAACACAGUGAUGCGGAGCUGUGGGAUGCACUACAACGAUCUCGUCUACUUGAUUCUAGCAUCACUUCGACACAGCCAUCUUCCAUUGAUGGCGUCAGAACCGAGCAAGCUUCCACUGGCCGCCACGGCCUUGACAGCACCAUUGAAAGCGAGGGAGCGAACCUCAGUGUUGGGGAGAGAUCUCUACUCAGUCUAGCUCGUGCGCUGGUGAAAGACUGCAAAGUCGUUGUGCUUGAUGAAGCCACAGCAUCUGUCGAUCUCGAUACUGAUACCAAGAUCCAGCACACAAUCCAAACGGGAUUCCAGGGUCGCACGCUACUUUGUAUUGCUCACCGACUUCGAACCAUCAUCUCAUACGACCGGAUUCUGGUCCUCGAUGCUGGCCUUAUUGCAGAAUUUGACACACCAUCCAAUCUCUUUAAAGUUGAGGGCGGACUUUUCCGCGGGAUGUGUGAGAGGAGUAAUAUCUCAUUGAAAGAUAUAGAGACGAGUAGAGGGUUUGAAUAA